CUUCUCCUCUCUUCUUCUUCUAUAUUACAUUUUCAUCUCUCCUUGUUCCCAGAUCAUCAUCAUCAUCAUCACGUUUCUCUUAAUUGUUCUUGUAUUUCCUAUACGAAAUCCUCUGUUUUGAUAUCAGGACAUCCUCUGUUCUAAUAUCCAAGAUGGCUACGGGUAAUAGAGGAGGGAGACAAUUGCCAAAAUUUGGGGAAUGGGACGCGACUAAUCCUGCAUCAGCACAAGGAUUCACUGUUAUUUUCAACAACGCUCGUGAUGACAAGAAGACUAAGAAAACCGCUGUCGCUGGACCUGAGAGUAUCGUUACACCUCCAAGAGUUGAAGAACCACAAAAAACCAACAACCAACAUCACAAACGUAAAUCUCAAACCCCGCGAUCCAAAAAGAAGAAAUGGCUUUGUUUCCGUUAACUCUGGUACUGGCUCUGUUGUGAGAAACCCGAUUCGCGAGCAGAACCGUGGAACCGAAUGAUUCUUCAACAAACUACAUCGACCUUACCUGUGAUCGUCUAUGGUGUUGUAGGAAACUUCUCUUCUUCUUCUUCUUCUUGCUCGUUGAGUUUCUCUUUGUUUUGGCCACAUUUGGGUUUAUGAAUAUAUACGUGUUAUUCUUGCUGCUU
Capsella rubella is the source of this 625-nucleotide messenger RNA. RefSeq names its product RPM1-interacting protein 4. Bases 153 to 416 code for a protein of 87 amino acids. NCBI's taxonomy places the organism in Eukaryota, Viridiplantae, Streptophyta, Magnoliopsida, Brassicales, Brassicaceae. The transcript is spliced from 3 exons. The record is from RefSeq and is a predicted model, not a curated record.